Patella vulgata (common limpet) is the source of this 3205-nucleotide messenger RNA. RefSeq names its product cell surface hyaluronidase. Bases 10 to 3171 code for a protein of 1053 amino acids. NCBI's taxonomy places the organism in Eukaryota, Metazoa, Mollusca, Gastropoda, Patellidae. The record is from RefSeq and is a predicted model, not a curated record. The transcript has 23 exons.
UUUAAUGAAAUGUUACAGGGUUCUGUUGUGUCUCAGACAGACAGUUGGAAACCCGGUAUGGUGGUAUACGUCUUUGACGAGAAAACUGGUAAAAGUUUAUCUGGAGAAUAUUUCUUCUUAGGAAAUUAUGAACCUAACUUGUCACAAAUAGAUGUAUCUAGACUUGUCACAUUAUUAAAUGGAAUUGCUAAUGAUAGAAUUGUAGCUGUGUCUGUGUAUAAGAAUAUGGUUCACCCACAAGUUGAUCUGACAACUAUAUUCAAAGCUAUUGAACAACUGGCAUAUGGCAACGAAACCAACAGCAGUCCUUUAAGAAAAAUUGCAAAUGGUGAUGCGUAUGUUCUUCUUACCCAAAAAGGAAAUACUAAUGUUACUAUAGAAGAUCUGAGUCGAAAAGGAGACAGUGACAGUCAAAGUGCUAAGGCAUCACUAACAUUGCUCGCACCCAAGUUAAAGUUCCAAGUUACCAGUUAUAUCGACAAUGUCAACGACGACCAGUCAGCCGUAGAUUUCCGAGUGAUGACUACUGCUGCAGCCUUUCCUAUACUUACUCUGCUGGAUGAGGUCACAACAUGGGUACCAGGUGAUAAGUUGGUUUUAGCGUCUACAGAUUAUGACUGGGGACAAGCAGAAGAAGCAACAGUAGUAACAUGUGCUACAUGCACUAAACAUCAAGUUCAAGUGGAAAUGGAUUCACGAUACACGCAUUUUGGAGAGAUAAUCAGUAAUGUUGACCAGAGAGGAGAAGUUGCUCUUUUAACCAGAAAUGUCUUGAUUGAAGGGAAAAUGGAGGAUAGCUGCCCACCUAGUAAUGGCAACUGUCACGAUUUCCACUAUGACACAUUUGGUGGUCAUCUGAAGUUUGUACAAGGAAUUGCCAAUGUGCAUAUAGAAGGUGUUGAACUUGUUAACAUGGGUCAGCAGACUGUAAUAGGUCAUUAUCCGGUUCAUUUUCACAUAUGUCAUGAUUUAGAUGGUCUUGGAAAUUACACUAAUCCUCCGUAUUUUAGAUACAGUACAGUACACCAUUCCUUCUCUAGAUGUGUUACUAUACAUGGUACACAUGGUGUAACGAUUGUGGACAAUGUAUGUUAUGAUGCUCUAGGCCAUGCUUACUUUCUGGAAGAUGGAGGUGAAAAGAGAAAUGUUCUUGAUGGAAAUAUCGGUCUAACCACACGUAAAGGAAAGAUUCUGACAUCAGAUAGUCGACCGGCUACAUAUUUUGUGACGAAUCCCAAAAAUCAUCUUAGAAAUAACGUUGCUGCUGGUUCCGAGUAUUAUGGAUUUUGGUAUGUAUUCCCUGACGAACCUUAUGGUCCAUCAUACGGACUUGGCUUCAUGCAGCUGUAUGAAUCACAACAUACUCCAUAUGCCGAAUGGAAUAAUAAUGUAGGACAUUCUAAUGAAGUUGAUGGUUUGUUUGCCGAUAGUAAAGUAUUGCCUACAACUGCUGCAGGAGGAACAAGUGAUUAUUCGCCCAAAAUUCGACCACUGGACAGAAAUUCACCUGCAGCACAGGUCAGGAUUAUCAAACCCACAUUCUACAAGAAUCGUUUCCAUAACAUGUGGAUAAGAGGUGGAUGGAUUACUGUUGAACACGGAUCUUUUGCGGAUAGUGCCAAUGGACUAGCAUUUGCUAAAUCUGAUGAUCAAGCUCAGUUUCUGCAGAACUCUGUUAUAAUAGGAGAAUCGAAGAACAUAGGAGAACCGACAUUAUAUGUGGAUACUGCCGCAUCUACAUCAAUUCAGUUUAACCGAUCUAUACCCGUAUAUACAACACCCUCCACGCCUAUUCAUGGAUUUUUGUUCCAUGAUGGUCCGGUUUAUUUGGAGAAUGUCUGGUUUUCUGGUUUUAAAUCCAAUUCUUAUUAUCUAGCAGGAGCUAUUGGUUUUGAGAAAUAUAAUCAGAAUAUAACAUCAGCUGUUAGUUCUGUUAAACAUAUAAGAUUCGACUUCACUGAUGUUACAUUAGGAAAUCGAGUUCUCGACAGCAACUCCACUUUAAUGGGAUUUCCCGAUGAUGAUCGAUAUAAUGGAAUUACAUUCCGAGAUACAGAUGGUAGUGUUACCGGUUAUUCUAACAGUCAAAUUGUCAAAUCUCGACCAUUUUAUAUUACUAGAGGAUGUUACGUACGAUCUAACUGGCAAGUUGCCGUUUGUCCAGAUACAUUUGGAAAGUUGACAAUAACCUUUGAAGAUAAACAACCUGAUGAUACAGGACCAACUGUAUUUGCUGUAAGAGAUGAUAAACCUGCUGUACAGGAGGUUCAGACAAACCAGAACCCAGCGCAAUUUACAACAGUUCUUGGUGGAGGCUAUAGUUACACUCUACACUGGAAAGAUUUCGUUCCUCGCACUUUCACUAUACGGGGUGAUGGAAUUGAACAGGGUAAAUGGUUACGGUUUGGUGUAUGUUUACCACGACAUGCUAAACUUGAUCUGUCCUCCACGAGUCCGAAAUAUCUAGAGAAUAUGAACAACUGGAUCUCAGUAGCCAGUUUACAGGAACUAGAGGCUGAUAACAUAGGUGAUAAAUAUUAUUGGGAUACAACUGCUGGAUUACUGUUUUUUAAGUUCGUGAGUUUUACUACCAGGGAGGCAAAUGCGACAACGGAAUGUGGUGUACAAGAAUGUCCCAACGUCAGGAUAGAGGUUUUGUCGGGGGAUGUUACAGACCGCGAUUGUACCAGUAGAGCUUACGACACGUUUUCUUACAAUAGAACGGAACCGAAUCCAACCAGACCACUUCAUGCCCAAGGUUUAUCAGCAAGCGCCUCGAGCCCAGGAACCUAUGGAGCUGGACCCACUCGACCUUUUACAACACGAUCACGUGUAAACGGUCAAUUUGGAGAGUGGGGACCCUGGAGUGAUUGUUCUAAAUCGUGUGAAGGAGGAAUUCAGACGAGAAGGCGUUACUGUGAUCAUCCUAUACCCCAGAAAGGUGGCACGUCUUGUACUGGUAAAGCUGUUGAAACAAGAGACUGCACCCAACAAUACUGUGCUGUAGAUGGUGGCUGGUCAGCCUUUGGCGAUUGGACAGCGUGUGUCAAGGUCACCGGGUGUAAUGGUUACCAGAAACGAACGAGAGAGUGUAAUUCACCAGCUCCCGCCCAUAACGGUAAAUAUUGCGAGGGACAAGACGAAGAAGUGAAAUCAUGUACAGUUUGUUAGAUUAGCCCUGGAAAAUAAAAUGAGUGUUGUUAAA